This is a messenger RNA of Clarias gariepinus (North African catfish), 1034 nucleotides long. Its product is annotated as serine/threonine-protein kinase/endoribonuclease IRE1-like. Gene Ontology annotation, molecular function: RNA endonuclease activity; protein serine/threonine kinase activity; ATP binding. The transcript has 5 exons. Gene Ontology annotation, cellular component: IRE1-TRAF2-ASK1 complex. The record is from RefSeq and is a predicted model, not a curated record. Bases 1 to 825 code for a protein of 274 amino acids. NCBI's taxonomy places the organism in Eukaryota, Metazoa, Chordata, Actinopteri, Siluriformes, Clariidae. Gene Ontology annotation, biological process: IRE1-mediated unfolded protein response; protein phosphorylation; intrinsic apoptotic signaling pathway in response to endoplasmic reticulum stress.
AUGUCUGCUCCGUCUGAAACAACCCCACAGGACUACAAUGCCCUGUCUUUAUCAGUGGAAGAAAGCGGGCAUCCAAUUGUUAAGCCUAUUAUUUUUGAGUUCGAUGCUCUUCAACUUCAAAUUUUCCACAAAGACAAAUUUGAUGAACAUGUCCUUCAUCAUGGGAAGUCCUCAGAGCUCCUGCGUGGUCAGAUGAAGGACGGCACUGAAGUGGUGAUUAAGAAAAGGCCAGUGUCAGAAAUCAGCUCCUCAAGAUCAGAGGCGAAAAUCCUGCGAGAGAUAAAACAUUGCGGCAUUGUGGGGUACAUCUGCUUCCAUGAGGAUGAUGAAUUCACCUACUUGGUUCUUGAUCUAGUUGAAUCAACCCUGGAAGAACAUAUUGAACAGAUUAACUCACUAUUGACAGACGAGGAUGAGAAGAAAGCUAAACUGAAAGAACUUACAGUUAAAGUUCUGCAGGCUCUAAAUUUCCUCCACCAGGAGCAGUACAUACAUGGUGACGUCAAACUCAGGAACGUUCGAGUGGAUAAAGUGAAGCCCAAACUGAUCGACUUCACCUUAAGCGAGAAAAUGACAGAUCGCAAUGUUCAGAAGAUGAAAGAUGAAAUACAUAAAGCUGGAGUACUUGCCUAUUACAUCCUGUCUGGUGGAAAGAAUUACAGUGGACUAAACACUGAAUUCGCUGUCAGCGACCUUGAGUGGGAUUUUAUAGAAGGGAUGACUGAAAAAAAGCAGAGUUUAAAGAAAGCGCUCGACCACCCUGUGUUCUGGAAAGAUUACAGGAAGCUAAAGUACCUGGAAGGUUUGAGUAAUUUAAAGCUCUAAGUCACCAAGAAGCUCAGAGAGAAGACUUCCUUUAACAUAUAUGAAAACUGGAGAAGUAAGAUUUCCCAGAAAUUACCAGAUUUUAAUUUACUAAUGAAGAUGGAGCAAGAGAGAACAAACAGAGAAACAAGAGGAGCAGCUGAAGGUGAAGUGAGACCCUAUCCAGAGGAUCUUCUUGGUCUUCUGCGCUUCAUUCGCAACUUCUUACA